Messenger RNA from Penicillium taxi, 1359 nucleotides. RefSeq names its product zinc finger MYND domain-containing protein. Lineage: Eukaryota; Fungi; Ascomycota; Eurotiomycetes; Eurotiales; Aspergillaceae. The record is from RefSeq and is a predicted model, not a curated record. The transcript has a single exon. Bases 1 to 1359 code for a protein of 452 amino acids.
AUGUUCCCAGGUGCAGUUUCGGCAUGUGACAAACAAGUCACCUUUACGCCUAUCCCUCAAGAACCUGGAUAUGCCAUGUUUUUGGCACCGGUCAUGCCCCAAGUCUCAAAAAUUCUUCCAAUUGAAGACGCUGAAAUGUAUAGAAUUAACAACGAUAGGAAGAACUGCUCGCUAGAAUCGAUAGGUGAUAUGCCAGAAGUAGGAUACAUAGAUUUCAAGGAUUGCCGGCAUUGCCACCAAGUAGCAGGUUUCAGUUGUUCCGCGUGCUGGACGUUCUAUUGUUCCAAGAACUGUCAAAGGCAAAAUUGGAGUACUCACCUUUUUAUAUGCCGAAUUCCAAACAGACCACAUGUGGCUGAUUAUCUGAGCCUAUCAAUCAAGAGAAUAAACAAAGCCAUGGUUUUCGGAGACGAAGAAUCCAUUUCCAAGUCAAUCUCGGAGCUGUUCGCCGAUGAUCUUCUCUGCUGCACGCUUGGUUUUAGCAAUUGCUCCAGUAUAACUGAGACAAAACUUCUCGUCCAACUUUACCAUAGUGUCAUAUCAAGUUGCCGGACACCAAUGAAAGAUUUGCAGGAAGCUUUGCAAGCUGGAGAUCUCAGGGGCUACUUGUGUCGUUUCUGCGAGGAAUAUAUUUCCAAAACGGCCCGAGGUACUCAGUCUUACUGCAUGUUUUGGUUUUUAGCCCUCGUGAAGAGACCCAAUUUUUCUAUACUAGACCCGAAGAACAUGGGAUAUGAGAUCUGGGAUGCAGCAAUCGCCCGUUCACUGAGCUUACUUGGUCUAAAAACAAGAUUGAAGGAAGGUGAAAAGCUUGACUUUGCCCAGAACCAAGUUUUCAACCUGUUUGUCAACAUUCAACCCUUUAUCGGCUGGCUGCCCGAUGUUUACUCAUCCAUAUGGAUGGAAUUUGGAUUUUGUUAUUGCAAAACAUACCGGCAGAGGAAAGAGCUAGCAGACAAGUACAUAGCUCUAGCUUCUUCCAAGGCCUCUUUUGAUGAUAUUGUCGCUGCGUAUAAAUCUUGGACCAUGGCGGAUUUGAUGACAGCGCAGGACAUCGAUCUUACCGACUUAAAAUCCCAGGGUAUUACACUGAGAAAGCCAUCUGUAUCGGAAGACACUGUCUUUCGUCUCAUGGCUGGAGUUGAACACGCUCUUUCCGGUCAAUACUGCAUGUGCUUUCGAAUGAAUCAGGGCAGAUCAUGCCACAGCGGCUUUGAAACACACCUGGAUCUUCAAUCUGACAUCUGCUAUGGCUUUCACCUGAGUAGUAGUUGGGAGAGAUGGCAGCUACUUAAUUUCUACAAGACGAUGUUCAAACUACCAGGCUUUGAUCCACGGGAAAUGGCCGAGACCAAAUAA